This is a messenger RNA of Stegodyphus dumicola, 1846 nucleotides long. It is a transcript of the gene Slob, whose product is annotated as Slowpoke binding protein. The record is from RefSeq and is a predicted model, not a curated record. Gene Ontology annotation, molecular function: actin binding. Lineage: Eukaryota; Metazoa; Arthropoda; Arachnida; Araneae; Eresidae.
CAAAAACAAAUGAACAUCAUGCAGUUUCAUAGGUGUAGAUGACAUUUGAAAAAUGUAUUGUAUGUUAGGAGAUUUUAAGUAUCGCUUUCUCACGUUGUCAUCAUGAAUGAUCCAUUUGAAGAAGAUAUUUCUUGGGACUUUUUUGUGCAACAUUAUUAUUGGGUUUUGGUUCUUGUAGUAGUACUUAUAUUCAUUAUGGUUUGUAUACUGGUGUGGUAUAUAAGGCGAUGCAGGAGAGAGCCUAGGUAUGAAUAUACAGCACUGGCAGAUGAGUCAUUUUUGCAAGAUCGUUUGGAGAUGGAUCGAAAAUUACAGAGAGAUUCAGAUCGAAAUAUGUCAACUAUACGUUGCCAGUAUUAUUUACGAGGAUCUAAUCGUUAUGUUUUUCUUCAGCAUUUACCAGAUAUGGGUAGCAGGCUUGACAAAAACUGGUUUCUUGUACGAGAUAACACUACAAAAACAGAACGUUUGUUGACAAUGACUCCUGUUGCUGAAAACUGUCCAAUCAAAUAUAAUGCUGAAACCAGAGAAAUUUUAUUAGAUUUGUUUUUAGCUUUGCAACAUCCAUAUAUUUAUCCUGUGUUGGAUAUUGAUAGGAAAAUUGUCAUGGAGCAGGAAUAUGUUAUUGCUGUUUUACCUUUCAAUGAGGAAGGAACCUUAAAAGAUGUUAUAUAUCGCAGUCAUUGCCAAGAUGACUGGAAAGAAAAAUAUCAUUAUCAUGGCUAUGGUUCAGAAUCUGCUCAGAUUCAAAGAUUGGGUUGUCAGGUUUUAGAAGCUUUGUUAUUUUUAAAGGAUCAAAGAUUUCCACCAUUUUUACAUUUGCAUUCUGGAAAUAUAAUAGUUCAAAAUGGUGUAGCAAGGGUGUCAGGUCUAGAAAAUACUCUAUUUGGUUAUACACCUCGAUCACAUAUAGUAAUCCCUAAGCGGCUGCAUGACAAUAAAGACGCUGUUGAAGUUAUGUGCUUUGGUCACCUUUUAUUUGAAAUGGCCGCUGGUUAUGAACUUACUUCUUCACAUCCAUCUGAAAAAAAUUAUAAAGAUGUAGAAAAUAAACCAUUAGUCAGUGAUGUUUUAAAGUUUAUUUUUGAGCAGGGUCGUUAUCGUUUCCCCACUUUACAGCAAAUUGCAAGUCUUGACUUUUUCCGCCAUAUUGAUUUAAGGGAAUUGCGCUCCCUAAUGCCAGUGCCAUCAAUAAAAGCAAAACUGAGUUCAGCAGCUCGGGCUGUCUUGAAGGAAGUAAAAAGGCAUCAAAGAUCUAGAAGACGCAGUAAACGGCCCCAAUCAAUGCCUGCUUUAGAAACAGAAUCAUUACUUGACUAUAGAGAUAGCCCUAGUUCUGGGAAUAGCAGCAGAGCUUCAAAGAGAAAAAAGAAACAUUCUGCCACUUCCUCAGAAUCCAGCAAGACAGAACUGCAUGGUGAUACUCUCUUGAAAACUAUGCCAUUUUCUGAAAAUGAAGGCUCUGCUUUUCAUACUCAUCCAUCAACAUCUACUACUACUGAAUAUGUAACUCCUCCUACCUCACCCAAACAGGUUCCAAAACCUAUUAGUCAAGAAAAUACACUUCAUACUUUGUUAUUACAGGAAAUAGAAACUGGCUUUAAAUUGAAAAAAGUGUCCCAGCAGAGUGAUCCUGAGGUUUAGUGUUUGUUUUAAAAUUUUUUUGAAACUAGAACAAUUUGAAUUUUAUUAAUUUUAAUUGAAGAUUCAUUUUGAAAUGUUUGUUAAAAAUUUCUAAUGAAAAUCAGUCCUGCACAUAUUCAUUCAGUUCUCCCCCCUCCUUACCAAGACAGGAUUGAUUUUUUUUUUUCAUAUGCACAUUAUUAAAAAAAAUCUUUUAAGAUCA